This is a messenger RNA of Chenopodium quinoa (quinoa), 2165 nucleotides long. RefSeq names its product pseudouridine kinase-like. The record is from RefSeq and is a predicted model, not a curated record. The transcript has 16 exons. Lineage: Eukaryota; Viridiplantae; Streptophyta; Magnoliopsida; Caryophyllales; Amaranthaceae. Gene Ontology annotation, molecular function: kinase activity. Bases 94 to 1869 code for a protein of 591 amino acids.
UCCAAUAAAAUGGGGGUAUUAAUGUAUUUCUCAUAUUUUCUCUUGUAAAAGAGUAGUCCAUUGUUAGAAGAACAGUAGAAAGGGGAGAAAGAGAUGAAGAAAUCAAAGACAAUGGCAGUUAUAAUCGGAGGGAUGGUGUUUGAUAUUCAUGCUACUGCUUCAAUUCCUGCUAUUGCCAAAACCACCACUCCGGGCAAGGUUGAAUUUAUGCUUGGAGGUGUAGCAAGAAAUAUUGCCGAGUGCCUGCUAAAGCUCGGAACAGAAUCGUUCAUGAUCAGUGCUCUGGGAUGUGACCUGGCAGGAGACUUGUUGUUGGAACAAUGGAGAUCUGCAGGGUUACCGACGGAAGGUAUACAGCGAGGCCCAGACAUUACGACUGCUUCUGUAUGCAACAUGUUUGAUGUUAAUGGAGAUUUGACAUCAGGUGUUGCCAGUGUGGAAUCAAUUGAAAGAUGUGUUACUCCUCAGUGGAUCCAGCAAUUCAAGUCCAUUGUACAUUCUGCUCCCUUGAUGAUGGUUGAUGCUAAUUUGAACACUGACGCUCUGGAGGCUUCUUGUAGAAUGGCCGCUGCUUUUGAUGUUCCAGUAUGGGUUGAGCCUGUUUCAGUUGCAAAAUCAAAAAGAGUUGCUGCAAUUGCCAACUAUAUUACUUUUGCUUCUCCCAAUGAGCAUGAACUAGUUGCGAUGGCAAAUUCUUUGUCUAAUGAAAAUCGAUUUAGCCCUAUCCAGAGGGAUCAAAACAAAACUUCAGUAGAGUCCUUGUUCAAGGAGCUGAAACCUGCAAUUAUAGUUUUGCUGCAAAAAGGUAUCAAGUAUGUGCUAGUGACGCUUGGACCUGAUGGUGCAUUCCUAUGUUCUGGAAGUGGGCCUUCAGGUUUAAGAGAAUGCUUGAAGAGCACAAAAGUUUUUAAUGGAAAGAGACAAAUAUUUGAUAUGGUGAACAGUAGAUGCUCUACACAUCAAUAUUUAUACCCUACGCCUUAUAAAGGAGGUUCUCGGCUAUUUGCAAUGCAUUUUCCUGCACUUCCUGCAGCAGUUGGGAGAGUUAGUGGUGCUGGAGAUUGUUUAGUUGGUGGGGUGCUUGCAUCAUUAUGUGCAGGUUUGGAUGUCAUGCAGAGUGUAGCUGUUGGUGUUUCUGCUGCUAAGGUAGCCAUUGAAGUGAAAACCAAUGUGCCUGACAUCUAUAAUUUAACAGCAAUUGCAGAUGAUGCAGGUGCAGUAUACAAAGCUGCGAAAGUCGUGUUCCAAGAAUCUAUGCUAAGCAUUUUCAUCAUUUCGAUAAUGGCGUUCCCUGGAUCAGUCAACCCACUCGAGGUUGGUUUGCGAUUGCUACUCAGUCCUACUGGUUCGAAUGUGGUUGUUCGAACUGCAUGCUGUUCUGUGGGGGUGGUAUUGCCUGUUUAUACUACUUUUAAAGCAAUUGAAAGGGAAGAUCCUGAAGAACAACGAAAGUGUCUUAUUUACUGGGCAGCAUAUGGGUCAUUUACUGUUGCUGAAAUGAUCACUGACAAGCUCGUCUAUUGGUUCCCCCUAUACUACCAUAUGAAGUUUGCUUUUCUUGUUUGGUUUCAACUUCCGUCAACCAAUGGAGCAACACAGCUGUACAUGAACCACCUGCGUCCUUUUCUCUUGAGACAUCAAGUUAAACUUGAUCAAAUUGUGGGACUUCUGUAUGGUGAAAUGGCUAAAUUUGUAUCCGUGCACCAAGCAGAACUCCAAUUUUUAAAGAAAAUCCUUGUCAACAUUUUUGAACCAGUAAAUCAGAUAUUUAGAAGAACCCCGCACCCUAAUAGAGGAGGUGUUGCUGCAAUUGAAGGUCCGGCUGAACAAGAACAAGAUGAGGAUGUAUCUUCGGAACCUGAAAAUUGAUUAUUGUCUCAAUGCAGUGAACUACUUCAUUUUAUUUAUUACUUUUUAAAAUCUUCUGCUGCUGAUUACGAACAAAUAGAGACCGCAAAAAUCAGGGAAUUUUAUCUGGGUUAGUUUCAAAUCUAGUUUCCUGCUGUUUUGUAAAUAGAUGUAUAGAAAGUUAUAGGUCUAGAACGUGUUGGAAUGAUUUACUGUUGCAGCUUAUGAGAAACAGAUUCUUCAUACUAAUACUACUAUCCCUGAUUCCUUGCAAAACCGAAACUUGUUAAUAAAGGAGCUACUUUUUACUCCUCUAA